GAGUUGAACAUUGCACUCAUUUUAACAGUUCUCUGCUACGCGUUACAGCUCUCUUUUGUUUAAUUUCAUUUUUAACUUAUUCAGCAUAAACUUUGGCCUUUUGUUUGUGUACGGUUUUCAUCAGCCACGAUCUCCCCCUUCCCCCGCGCAGCAUAUUAUUUAUGGCAGACAAAUACUAUAAACAUACAUGUGCGCACAUCUCUUAACUGGCAGCGCUCCUGGCAAUGGACGUGUGAUUCCUAGGGACAGGAAUUCCUCAGCAGCCGCCUCUUUUGGGUUUUGUUGCCAAGGAGUCUAGCUACGCUUACCUGCUGACUGCAGAUAUUUGGAAGAUAUCUCAGCGUUAUGUUUUUCCCUUGGAAACACUUGGCAUCCUGGCUAUCCCUGCUUCUGUUGCUGGUCGUGGCCCGCGCAGACGCGCAGCCAGAAAGGUCAAGAAACAUUUCCUCCACCUCCAAUGAGGAGCUCUUGCAGGGCUUGCCCACCGGGGAGGUGUCAAGCCAAGCCACUGACACCACCACGACCUCGUCAAGUUCCGUCUCGGCCUACAGCACACCUCAGUCAGAAGUGGUUACAGAAGCCAGCCCAGAAGUCAUAGCCACAACUGGCACUACCACAUCCACGUCCACCUCCACAUCCACCACAACCACAACCACAACGACAACAAAAACAACAACAGCUUCUUUGGCAGAACCCACUUCCGAGCUGCCCGAUUACCUGAGGCAUUGCUUUUAUGCCGAAGAGCAGCUAUGUGAAGCACCAGCUCCUGGCAAGGAUGAAGCAUCCGAUGCUGCCCAGACACUCACCUCGGAGGCAGAACCUAAUGCCAAUAGCUGUCAGUGCAAGGAGCAUCCAAGCAAACCCAACUCCUGGUAUUGCUGCAACAUCUCGCAGGUGUCGAUGAUCUCCAGCUGCAGCAACAUCUCCAAGUGGACCAAUCUGCAUGUACGCAACAUGACCGUGAAGGAUGUCGAUCUAUCCAAUCCCAUCUUCCGUUCGCUGCAGUCGCUGGCCGUGACGGAUGGCAAUAUAACGCGACUGGUGAACGCCUUUCCGCGUCUCUCUGCUUUGAAGUGCUUGAAUAUAUCGAACAACAACAUCUCGGAGAUCCACUCGCGGGCGGUCAAGGAUGUGCCCCAUCUAGAGUUCUUUGGCAUGUCGAACAAUAACUUGUCGCUGGUGCCGCAUAGGAAUCAGAACAAAAACAUAACUUUGGAUAUAAGCGGCAACAGACGGAUGCUGUGCAACCCUCUGAACGAUAUCAUACACACUGAAUCGAUUAAUUUUCUGAAUCCCGGACACUCGUACUGCCAGUAUAAUGCCACCCGAACUUGGUUCCAGUCCACGGACAAGGUAUCUGUGGAGCAGCUGGAGAACCGUAAGCGCUGCGUGACCAAUUGCCCAGUGAUACCCAGUCAUGGGAACUGCAAGUGCACCUUGGAGAACAUCAUGAUCAUACAGGAUAAUCAAUCGAAACCCCAGUGUCAUGUUGAUUGCUCUAAUCUUGGCCUGGUGGAGCUACCACAGCGACUGCCGGACAACACCUUUGUCCUGAACAUCACCAACAACAGGAUAACCAGUUUGGGGGAUUACUUUCACACGAAUCCUACGUAUCAUAACAUCAACCGGCUGGUGGCCGACAACAACCAGAUAGUAUCCAUGAACGAGUUCGAAGGCACCAAGUUUAUUGAAAGCUUCCAGCGAAUCUACAUGCGAAACAAUUCGCUAAACAAGAUACCCGAAUAUUUCCUGAACAACGCCCUUAUGGAUUCCGGCCUGGGUAGACGCAUUUACCUCGCCGGCAACAAGUUGCAGUGCGACUGCAACUCGGCCAAAAAGCUACUAAACUGGCUCAAGGAGCGCAGCUCCGAUAUACCCGACUACAUGGACAUACGGUGCCGGAAUAUACCCCAAAGUGUCAUCGAGCUGCAGGAGGCCAAGCUGUGCCAAUCGCCGCCGGACUGGACCGAUUAUAUAUACUAUUUGAUAGCCGCCGAAGUCUUCCUCUUGCUGGCCCUGAUCGCCAAGGUCUCGUAUGACUAUUGGGUCUUUAAGACGGCCGGAUAUCUGCCCUGGCCGGCCAGCAAAAUGCCCAAGUUGCCAUGUGAUUGGCUGUGCGAAUCGUAAUGCUGGAUGAGGGGAUAAGGAUAAAAGGAGAAGAGACGACCGUGACACAAUCACAUGACACAGGACGUAUUUACAUACGUGAAUCUAUAUAUUAUAUAUCCAAGAGGGGUGUGGACUUAAGUUCGCUAACAUAAACGCGUAAAACGACAUUAUUUCGCUUUAGUUUAUAAUGUUUUUUAAGGAUUAAAAGGAGUCUAAAAAAACGAAAUAAUCUCGAUGGAGUUUAUAAAGUUUUAAAAGGACUAAAAGUAACUAAAAGAAAAAAAGAAAAUCUCGUUUAAACUGUGUUUUCGGCGAGUUUAUGUCGGCGAACUUAUGUCGCUCUACCCCUCUAGAUACACAUGUGCCUUUUUAUAUACGUACUCGUAAAAAACGAUUUUGUUGUUUAUAAUCUUAUAGUAAUAGUCUUAAGGACUGUCUGCGCACAGAAUAUUCGUUGCUGGAAAUAUAAACUGACUAAUUUUACGUAGAUCAGAUAUACCCCUUGGAGAGAAAAGCCAUGUUUAGAGUCCAUUUUACGAAUGAUAUUUAUUGUUGUGGUUUUUGUUGUGAUUUAAAUAGAAUAAUUAUUACUUAUUAAGAAAAAAAUACGCACUUGUAACGCUUUCUGAUCGUUCCCGCAUCCGCAAAUACCGUUUUUCCGUUUUUUUUUAAGUGGGGGGUGUGUGUGUGUCUCGUGGUGUGUGAGUGUGCCUUAUAAGGAAUAUAAUUAGGUGUACGAUGUACAUUCAAUGCCAUUGACUUUGCCACUUUUUGUCACUUGUUUUUAUACUUAAAUAUCUCUCUGCGUUCAUUCGUUUCGUUCUCUCGGUAUUUAUUAUCUUCGUAAUCAUAUCAUAUCAUCGUAUGCAUGGUAUAUAUGUUCUCUUUAACUCUGUGUAUUCGUUGCGUGAUUUUUGUUUGCAUCUAAAUAUAUAUAUAUAUAUGUUAUACAUAAUAAAUAAUAUUUAAAAAAAAAACAA
Messenger RNA from Drosophila kikkawai, 3089 nucleotides. RefSeq names its product leucine-rich repeat domain-containing protein hfw (gene hfw). Gene Ontology annotation, molecular function: protein binding. The record is from RefSeq and is a predicted model, not a curated record. Lineage: Eukaryota; Metazoa; Arthropoda; Insecta; Diptera; Drosophilidae.